Molecule: messenger RNA, 3015 nt
Organism: Thamnophis elegans (Western terrestrial garter snake)
Lineage: Eukaryota; Metazoa; Chordata; Lepidosauria; Squamata; Natricidae
Gene: CTPS1
Product: CTP synthase 1
Exons: 19
Coding region: 189-1952 (587 amino acids)
Biological process (GO): CTP biosynthetic process; pyrimidine nucleobase biosynthetic process
Cellular component (GO): cytoophidium; cytoplasm
Molecular function (GO): identical protein binding; CTP synthase activity
Source: RefSeq, a predicted model, not a curated record
UGCUUUUUAAGCGCGCCCGCGCGCCGGCUCCAUGCGUUCGUAGCCUCUGGUUUCCUGCCGACCUCGCAAGAUUCUUCUCCAGACGCGGACGGGCUCUUUUUUUUUUUUUUUAAAGAAUAAAGCCUUGGGAGGGCUCCGCGUCCACGCGCCUGCGCAGUGGACUGGCCCUGUGGAGGACAUUGAAACAAAUGAAGUACAUUUUGGUAACAGGUGGUGUCAUCUCAGGGAUUGGAAAAGGAAUCAUUGCCAGCAGCGUUGGGACGAUCCUCAAAUCAUGUGGAUUACACGUCACUUCCAUUAAAAUUGACCCUUACAUUAACAUUGAUGCAGGCACCUUCUCUCCUUAUGAACACGGUGAGGUCUUUGUGUUGGAUGAUGGAGGAGAAGUGGAUUUGGAUCUGGGUAACUACGAACGGUUUCUUGAUAUCCGGCUCACAAAGGACAAUAAUCUGACCACUGGGAAAAUAUACCAAUAUGUCAUCAACAAGGAAAGGAAGGGAGACUACUUGGGUAAAACGGUGCAAGUUGUGCCCCACAUUACUGAUGCCAUCCAGGAAUGGGUGAUGAGACAAGCACGGAUCCCAGUGGAUGAAGAUGGCAUGGAACCCCAAGUCUGUGUGAUUGAGCUCGGAGGAACAGUGGGAGAUAUUGAAAGCAUGCCUUUUAUUGAAGCAUUCCGCCAAUUUCAAUUCAAAGUCAAGCGAGAGAACUUCUGUAAUAUUCACGUCAGUCUAGUUCCCCAGCCAAGUUCUACAGGGGAGCAGAAGACAAAACCCACCCAGAAUAGUGUUCGCGAACUUCGGGGCCUGGGUCUAUCACCAGAUCUAAUCGUGUGCAGAUGUUCCACGCCUCUGGAUACCUCGGUGAAAGAGAAAAUUUCCAUGUUUUGUCAUGUAGAACCAGAACAGGUGAUCUGUGUCCAUGACGUCUCUUCCAUCUAUCGUGUUCCUCUGUUGCUAGAGGAGCAAGGAGUGGUGGAUUAUUUUAGACACAGGCUCAACCUUCCCAUUGAAAAGCAGCCCCAGAGAAUGCUGAUGAAGUGGAAGGAGAUGGCAGACAGAUACGAUCGCUUAUUGGAGACCUGUUCUAUUGCCCUGGUUGGCAAAUAUACAAAGUUUUCAGAUUCAUAUGCCUCUGUCAUUAAAGCCUUGGAACAUUCUGCUCUAGCAAUCAAUCACAAACUCGAGAUAAGGUAUAUUGAUUCUGCUAAUCUGGAACCGGUUACAUUACAAGAAGAACCAGUUCGAUAUCACGAAGCCUGGCAGAAGCUGUGCAGUGCUGACGGAGUCUUGGUUCCAGGUGGUUUUGGUGUUCGAGGCACAGAAGGAAAAAUCCAAGCCAUUUCUUGGGCAAGAAAGCAGAAGAAACCUUUCCUAGGAGUCUGUCUGGGAAUGCAGUUAGCUGUUGUGGAGUUUGCCCGCAACAUCCUUGGCUGGCAAGAUGCCAACUCUACCGAAUUUGACCCCAAAACUACACACCCAGUAGUAAUUGACAUGCCGGAACACAAUCCAGGUCAAAUGGGUGGAACCAUGAGGCUGGGCAAGAGGAGAACUAUCUUCCAAACCAAGAACUCUGUCAUGAGAAAACUGUAUGGAGAUGGUGAUUACUUAGAAGAAAGGCACAGACACAGAUUUGAGGUAAACCCGGAGCUGAAAAACUCAUUCGAAGAGAAAGGUAUGAAGUUUGUAGGCCAGGAUGUAGAAGGAGAGCGAAUGGAAGUGGUUGAAUUGGAAGAGCAUCCUUUUUUUGUGGGGGUUCAGUAUCACCCAGAAUUCCUAUCCAGACCCAUAAAACCCUCUCCUCCUUACUUUGGCCUCCUCCUGGCUUCUGCAGGGAAACUCUCACAUUAUCUCCAGAAGGGCUGCAGACUCUCUCCCAGCCUGAAUUUUACAGGGAUACCUAUAGUGACAGAAGUGGAAGUAGUUCCCCCGAUUCCGAGAUCACAGAACUGAAAUUUACUGCAGUGAAUCAUGAGUAAACUGCUGGUGUUUGGAAAUUCUUCACUGGACAACCCUACGUCCUGAGGAUUUUGUAGAUCAUGUUAUUAUCAUUAUUUUUUUACUUUUGGAAACAUCUUGUCAUUACCUUUUUUUUAAAAGAAAGUAUUCCGAGAAACUGGCCGUGCUGCUUAGCUGUGCUCACCUGGGAACUUACAAACCUGAAGUGCAGAAGCUGAGGGAGGGAAGAGACAUUUUGGACACGUAAGGAGGUUUAACGUCGUAAUUGCUCGCAGAAGAGGCCAAGCAGAAUCUCUGCUCAGGAUUGUCUGAUUCUUCUACAUUGUUGGAGGUGUACGUUGUAUCGUUGGCAAUCUCAGUGGCAAGUCGUACAAGGCAGCCUAUAUCACAAAGCUUCUAAAGUAUUCAAAAACAAACUUGGUGCUACAGCCUAACAAUCCCUUAACCUUUCCCAAGAGAAUAAUUUUCCUGUUCCCGAGAGACUCGGUGUGUACUCUGAUGCUGGAGCCCCACAGUCAAAGAUCCUUUGAAAAUGUGAGUGUGUUAAUUCCUGCCCCACCCUCCCCAAGCCAUUUUACACAUUGACCAGAGGAGCAUGGCUUUCUUUAGUUCAGCUUCCUGAACUGAUUCCUUGCAUCAAGGGGGCAGGGGAUGCAGUGGGGGUGCACGUGUAUGAAAAAGUGACUUUUCAGAAGUUGCCUUUUGCACCUCUUAUUGCGAGCUUUGCCUUGGACUAGAAAGAAGCACUGAGGGUCUUGUUUUUCGAAGUGAGACCAUCACACUACGCGGAAGGAAGAGCUCCUGUGGGCGUAUGGGCUGCCCUGGGCAUCUGUUUUGACAAGGGGAUGUAUGUGUCCGGUGACACGCAGAUGCAGCGCUAGGAGAGAGAAAGGACAAGCCUGCAGAUGUGGGGGUUGAAGACAAACAUGGUUUACGAUCUUUUCCCAGUGCAGGGUUUGAAACUACAUUUUCCAGCAAGUUACGCGAAACAGUGUGUUAGUGCAAACAUAUUGGAUGUACAGAUCUUUUUCAGUUCAUUAAAACUUUGGGAAAACAA